GGGGCCGUGAGCAGGGCCCGGAGCCGCUGCCGGGGCCCGGCGGGGUCGGGAAAGGCACCGGCACCGGCACCGCCUGUCCCGGGAUCGGCACCGGCACCGCCUGUCCCGGGGCCGGGCUCAGCGCGUUCGGAGCCACCGGGAUCGGUGUCGGGGGACCGGGACUGAAAUUGGAAGCCACUGCCGGUGAAGCCGGGACGGGUGUCAGGCGUCUGGGAACCGGUACCGGUUAUCCCGGGGCCAGUAGCGGCGACCCGGAGCGAGUGUCGGUGACGCGGGGAGGGUGUCGCGAGUCGGGAACCGGUACCGGUUAUCCCGGGGCGGGUGUCGGGGAUCCCGGAACCGGUACCGGUUAUCCCGGGGCGGGUGUCGGGUAUCGGAGCCGCUGUCGGUGACCCGUAGGCCCUACCGGUGACCUGGAGCGGGUGUCAGUGCCUCGGUACAGGGACCCGGGGCAGGUGUCAGUGACUCAGAGCCGGUACCGGGACCCGGGGCUGGUGCUGCUGCAGCGGUACCGGUGACCUGGCCCAGGUGUCCGUUCCCCCAUUCCCUGUCCCAGUGCCAGUCCGGGUGACCCGGAGCGGGUGUCACUGCCCCGGUACCGGUGAUCUGGAGCCACUGUCCGUGACCCCAGUGCUGGUCCCAGUGCCAUUCCUGGUUCCAGUUCCGGUACUGGUGACUCAGUCCCGGUGACCCGGGGCCGGUGUCUGUUACCCCAGUGCCGGUCCCGGUGCCAGUCCCGGUCCUGAUGACCAGGUGUCCGUAACGUCCCUGCUGGUCCCGGUUCUGCUCCCAGUGCUGGUUCCAGUUCUGGCUCCACUCCCGGUUCCAGUGACAGUCCCGAUGCCAGUCCUGGUCCCUGUGACCCAGACCAGGUGUCUGUGACCGCAGUGCCCGUCCUGGUUCCAGUCCUGGUGCUGGUUCGAGUCCCGGUGACCCAGAGCCGGUGUCCAUAACCCCAGUGCCGGUCCCGGUGCCGGUUCCAGUCUCAGUCCCAGUCCUGGUGACCCAGAGCCGGUGUCCAUAACCCCAGUCCCAUUCCCAGUCCCAGUGCCACUCCCAGUCCUGGUGACCCAGGGCCGGUGUCCGUAACCCCAGUCCCGGUUCCAGUCCCAGUUCCAGUCCCGGUCCCAGUGACCCAGGGCUGGUCUCCGUAAUCCCGGUCCCAGUCCCAGUUCCAGUCCCGGUUCCAGUCCCAGUCCCGGUGACCCAGAGCCAGUGUCCAUUACCCUGGUCCCGUUCCUGGUUCCGGUUCCAGUCCCGGUGCCGGUUCCAGUCUCAGUCCCGGUCCCGGUGACCCAGAGCCAGUGUCCGUAACCCUGGUCCCAUUCCCGGUUCCAGUCCCGGUGCCGGUUCCAGUCUCAGUCCCAGUCCCGGUGACCCAGAGCCAGUGUCCGUAACCCUGGUCCCAUUCCCGGUUCCAGUCCCGGUGCCGGUUCCAGUCUCAGUUCCGGUUCCGGUGACCCAGGGCCGGUAUCCGUAACCCCGUUCCCGGUCCCGUUCCCGCUCCCUCCCGGCGAUGUACUCGGCGGGCGCGGCGGGCGCGGUUCCGUCGCGGCGGCGUGGCGCGGCGGCGCUGCCCAAGCAGCCGGAGCGCAGCCUGGCCUCGGCGCUGCCCGGGGCGCUGGCCAUCACCGCGCUCUGCACCGCGCUGGCCGAGCCCGCCUGGCUGCGCAUCCACGGCGGCACCUGCGCCCGCCAGGAGCUGGGCGUGGCCGACGUGCUGGGCUUCGUGCAGCCCGAGCUGCUGCGAGAUUUCUGCAUGAACCCGCAGACAGUGCUGCUGCUCCGGGUCAUUGCUGCUUUCUGCUUCCUGGGCAUCCUGUGCAGCCUCGGCGCCUUCCUGCUCGACGUCUUCGGGCCCAAACACCCGGCCUUGAAAAUCACCCGGCGCUACGCCUUCGCCCACAUCCUCACAGUCCUGCAGUGCGCCACCGUGAUCGGGUUCUGCUACUGGGCCUCGGAGCUGCUCCUGGCGCAGCAGCAGCAGCACAAGAAGUACCACGGCUCCCAGGUGUUCGUCACCUUCGCCGUCAGCUUCUACCUGGUGGCCGGCGCGGGCGGCGCCUCCAUCCUGGCCACGGCCGCCAACCUGCUCCGGCACUACCCCAGCGAGGAGGAGGAGCAGGCCCUGGAGCUGCUCUCCGAGAUGGAGGAGGCCGAGCCCUACGGCCCCGACUACGAGGUGGUCAACCAGUUCCAGCCGCCGCCCGCCUACACGCCGUGAUGGCGGCCGGCGCCUGGUGGCCACCUUGGUCAUGGUCAUCGUGAUGGUGGCCACCGUGAUGGAGGCCAGCGGGGUGGUGGCCGCCUUGAUCCUGGUCACCAUGAUCAUGGCCAUUGUGAUGGUGGCCACCAUGAUGACGGCCAGAGGGGUGGUGGUCACCUCGGUCACGGUCAUCGUUAUGGUGGCCACCGUGAUGGAGGUCAGCGGCGUGGUGGCCAUCUUGAUCGCAAUCACCAUGAUUGCAGUCGUCAUGAUCCUGCUUCACCAUGAUCAUGGUCAGCGUGGUUGUGGCCACCAUGAUGGUCAGCGGGGUGGUGGCCACCUUGAUCCUGGUCACCUUGAUUGCAGUCAUCAUGAUCCAGCUCACCAUGAUCAUGGUCAGCGUGGUGGUGGCCACCGUGAUGGUGGUCAGUGGGGUGGUGGCCACCAUGAUCCUGGUCAUCAUGAUGGCCACCACGAUCGUCACCUUGAUCCCAGUCACCAUGAUUGCAGUCAUUGUGAUCCCGGUCACCAUGAUCAUGGUCAGCAUGAUGGUGGCCACCAUGAUUGGGGUCAUCACGAUUGUGGUCACCUUGAUCCCAGUCACCGUCACCAUGGUCAUCGUGAUGGUGGCCACCACGAUCAUGGAUCGAGUGGCCGGAGAGGCCGGAUCAUCGCCAUGGGGGUGGGGAUGUGGUGUGGGAGGGUUGGCUGGGGUGAUGUCAAGAGGUCUUCCAGGGGAGGAUUUGGCCAGGUGGAUCCCAAGAACUCUUACAGCAAAGGAUUUCUCCGGGUGGAUCCCAGGAGAUGUUCCAGGGAAGGGUUUCUCCGGGUGGAUCUCUGGAGGUUCUUCCAGGGAAGGAUUUCUCCAGGUGGAUCCCAGGAACUUUUUCAACAAAGGAUUGGUCUGGAUGGACACGGGAAGUUCUUCCAGGGAAGGAUUUGUCCUGGUGGAUCCCAGGAACUCUUCCAGGGAAGGAUUUCUCCAGGUGGAUCCCAAGAGAUCUUCCAGCAAAGGAUUGGUCUGGAUGGACACGGGAAGUUCUUCCAGCAAAGGAUUUCUCCAGGUGGAUCCCAGGAACUCCUCGGGGGCCUCGAUCCCAGAGUUGGUUCCGUGGCUCCAGAGGGGUUCGGACACCGGGGGGAACGUUGGGAUCUCCUGCUCCAGGUGGAUUUUCCUUGGAAUGAGGGGAGUGAGAUCCACCUGGACUGAGAACUUUGGGAUCUCCAAUUCCCAACAGAUCCAGAACCCAAUUCCUAAGGGAUUGAGAACUUUGGGAUCCCCAUGGACUGAGAGCUUUGGGAUCCCCAUGGAUUGAGAGCUUUGGGAUCCCCAUGGAUUGAGAGCUUUGGGAUCCCCAUGGAUUGAGAACUUUGGGAUCCCCAUGGACUGAGAGCUUUGGGAUCCCCAGUUCCCUGUGGAUCAAGAACUUUGGGAUCCACCAUUCCCCAUGGACUGAGAACUUUGGGAUCCCCAAUUCCCACCAGAUCCCAAACUCUGGGAUCCCCCAUUCCCCACCCCAGCCCCUCUCCUGGCUCAGCCCCCCCCUUUCCCCACAGGAAUAUUUCUCCCCCUAUUUAAAAAUUUGGGAAUUCCCAUCCCCGCUCCCCCUUUCCCCCCCAUGGACAUUCUGCACUUUAUUCCAGGCUCUGGGAAUUCCGGGAUCACCUUUGGGAUUUUUUUUUUUUUUUUUUUUUGGGAUCAUCCCACAAAAUUUGGGAAUUUUGGCCUCCCGGGAAAUCGGGAUGAUCCCUGCUGGAAAAACCCGGAGCUUUUAUGCAAAUCCCUCCGCUCCCAUCCCACUUUUCCCCCGCAAAAUUCCCAAUUUUUUCCCCGCUCUGAUUUUUUCCCAGAAAUUUUUGGGGCCAAAACAAAAAAAUAGGAAAAAAAAAAUCCCGUCAGGACUGAAAUUCCCAACAAAAUUCCCAUUCCUGGAACGCUUCGGCUCAGGGGGGAUUUUUUAGGGAAUCUCCUGAAGUUUUAGGGAAUUUUAACCCCGGGAUCUGACUCCUUGGAGGUCCCGAUGCUUUUAUCCCGAUUUUCCCUCUUUUAUCCCGAUUUUCCUGCUUUUAUCCUGAUUUUCCCGCUUUUAUCCCCAUUCUCCUGCUCUUUUUUCCCUUUUUUUCCCAUUUUUUCUUCCCCCUGGCUAUGCAAGAGCUCCCCCAGGAUGGAAAUCCCAGAAAAAUCCUGGAAAAAUAAAAAUUCCGAGAAAAAAAGAAAAAAAUCCCGGGAAGGGUUCGGGAGGAGCCGAACUGACCCUAAAAACCCCCGGGGAAAACCCCGGGAUUUGGGAUCCGCCGGGAAGAGCUUCGGGAUUCCCUGGAUAUGCAAAGAGGGUGUGAAUAAAUCUGUGAAAAAUGGGA
This is a messenger RNA of Serinus canaria (Common canary), 4567 nucleotides long. It is a transcript of the gene TMEM127, whose product is annotated as transmembrane protein 127. The transcript is spliced from 3 exons. The record is from RefSeq and is a predicted model, not a curated record. Gene Ontology annotation, cellular component: membrane. Bases 1517 to 2224 code for a protein of 235 amino acids. Gene Ontology annotation, biological process: negative regulation of cell population proliferation; negative regulation of TOR signaling. Lineage: Eukaryota; Metazoa; Chordata; Aves; Passeriformes; Fringillidae.